Messenger RNA from Fragaria vesca subsp. vesca, 2098 nucleotides. RefSeq names its product cleavage and polyadenylation specificity factor subunit 3-I-like. Gene Ontology annotation, molecular function: RNA endonuclease activity; 5'-3' exonuclease activity; RNA binding. Gene Ontology annotation, cellular component: mRNA cleavage and polyadenylation specificity factor complex. The coding region runs from base 1 to 2082 and encodes 693 amino acids. Lineage: Eukaryota; Viridiplantae; Streptophyta; Magnoliopsida; Rosales; Rosaceae. The transcript is spliced from 4 exons. Gene Ontology annotation, biological process: mRNA 3'-end processing by stem-loop binding and cleavage. The record is from RefSeq and is a predicted model, not a curated record.
AUGGCUUCUUCGACGGCGGGAGUAAAGCGGCGCGAGACGUCGUCGUCUUCGGCGGCAAAAGCGGAAGACAAGCUGGUCGUGACUCCAUUAGGCGCCGGAAACGAAGUGGGUCGGUCUUGCGUUCACAUGACCUACAAGGGCAAAACCGUCCUUUUUGAUUGCGGAAUCCACCCGGCUUUCUCCGGCAUGGCUGCUUUGCCCUACUUCGAUGAGAUUGAUCCUUCCACUAUCGAUGUCCUUCUCGUUACCCAUUUUCACUUGGAUCAUGCUGCAUCCCUCCCUUACUUCCUUGAGAAGACCACUUUCAAGGGCCGAGUCUUCAUGACAUAUGCAACGAAGGCUAUCUACCAUUUGCUUUUGAAAGAUUAUGUGAAAGUCAGCAAAUUUUCAGUUGAAGAUAUGUUGUUCGACGAGAAGGACAUAAAUGCUUCUAUGGAUAAAAUUGAGGUUAUUGAUUUCCACCAAACAGUAGAAGUGGAGGGCAUCCGGUUUUGGUGCUACACUGCAGGUCAUGUCCUUGGUGCUGCUAUGUUUAUGGUUGAUAUUGCUGGUGUUCGGGUCCUCUACACUGGAGAUUAUUCACGUGAAGAAGACCGACACCUCCGUGCUGCUGAGAUCCCACAGUUCUCCCCUGAUAUAUGCAUCAUUGAGUCCACAUAUGGUGUCCAGCACCAUCAACCUCGAACCAUCCGAGAGAAGCGAUUCACAGAAGCUAUACACACAGCCAUCUCUCGAGGGGGUCGUGUCUUGAUUCCUGCAUUUGCUCUUGGUCGUGCCCAAGAGCUGCUCCUGAUUCUUGAUGAGUAUUGGGCAAACCAUCCAGAGCUCCAUAAUAUUCCUAUAUACUAUGCUUCCCCACUGGCAAAAAAAUGUUUGUCUGUUUAUGAGACGUACACCCUCUCAAUGAACGAUAGGAUCCAGAAUGCCAAAUCAAAUCCCUUCAUCUUCAAGCACAUAUCACCACUAAAGAGCAUUGAGAAUUUCAAAGAUGUUGGUCCCUCAGUGGUGAUGGCAAGCCCUGGUACUCUUCAAAGCGGGCUGUCAAGGCAGCUAUUUGAUAUGUGGUGCUCUGAUAAGAGAAAUGCAUGUGUGAUUCCAGGUUAUGUGAUUGAGGGGACACUUGCUAAGACAAUCAUCAAUGAACCGAAAGAGGUUACUCUUAUGAAUGGGCUUGCCGCUCCUCUCAACAUGUCCAUCCAUUACAUUUCAUUCUCUGCUCAUGCAGACUCUGUUCAGACAAGUGCAUUUUUGGAGGAGCUGAGGCCUCCUAACAUCAUUCUUGUUCAUGGAGAAUCUCAUGAGAUGGGAAGGUUGAAAGAGAAGCUAAUGACUCAAUUUCGUGAUCGGAACACAAAGAUCCUCACACCAAGGAAUUGUCAGUCGGUUGAAAUGCACUUCAACUCGCAGAAGAUGGCUAAAGCCAUUGGAAAAAUUGCUGAAAGGACCCCUGAAGUUGGUGAAAAAGUUAGCGGUUUAAUGGUUAAGAAAGGCUUCAGUUAUCAGAUAAUGGCCUCUGAAGAUCUUCAUGUUUUCUCACAGCUGUCCACAGCAAAUGUCACUCAGCGCAUUACUAUCCCGUACGCUACUAGCUUCAUGGUGAUAAAUCAUAGACUGAGGCAAAUAUAUGAGAUCGUAGAGCCUUCUGAGGAUGCGGAAUCUGGAGUGCCAACUUUGAAAGUGCAUGAUCGAGUCACAGUGAGGCAGGACACAGACAAACAUAUUUCACUGCAUUGGACAUCAGAUCCGAUAAGUGACAUGGUGUCGGACUCAAUUGUGGCUCUAAUCUUGAAUAUCAACCGGGAAGUCCCCAGGGUUGUCAUUGAAGCGGAGGACACAACAGCAGAGGAAGAGAAUGGUAGGAGGACAGAAAGGGUCAUUCAUGCACUUCUUGUAUCACUCUUUGGGGAUGUGAAGCCUGGAGAAAAUGGGAAGUUGGUGAUCAGUGUUGAUGGAAAUGUGGCACAGCUUGAUAAACAAAGUGGCGACGUUGAGAGUGAAAAUGAAGGCCUCAAGGAAAGAGUGAAGACAGCAUUUCGUCGAAUCCAAAGUGCGGUCAGGCCAAUUCCUCUCUUUGCAUCUUAGCUGCUGCUCUGCCGUA